This is a messenger RNA of Penicillium waksmanii, 2193 nucleotides long. RefSeq lists its product as uncharacterized. The record is from RefSeq and is a predicted model, not a curated record. Gene Ontology annotation, molecular function: proteasome binding; ubiquitin binding; endopeptidase activator activity. NCBI's taxonomy places the organism in Eukaryota, Fungi, Ascomycota, Eurotiomycetes, Eurotiales, Aspergillaceae. Gene Ontology annotation, biological process: ubiquitin-dependent protein catabolic process. Bases 1 to 2193 code for a protein of 730 amino acids. Gene Ontology annotation, cellular component: cytoplasm; nucleus; proteasome regulatory particle, lid subcomplex. The transcript has a single exon.
AUGCCUGGGUUUUUAUCAGGGCAAGAUUGGUCGCACAGCCCAGGCUACAAUUGUCACAAUGGCGGGAAUCAAUUCCAGCAAUUCUCUUCAUACCCAUACUCGUCAACACCAUUCCACCAUGACCUUGAAUAUCAACAUAAUGCUUGCUGUCCUGGCAAUACGGGCACUUCAACUUGGUCCGACCAUAGAUUUGAAAUGCCUUUGUGGCCUGCAAAUCCCACCGGAAAGCCUCCAUGGACAUGGCAAUGUGAUCGAGAUCCUUAUGGGCAAUACCCGGACUAUAGUUUCUCUUCCAGACCUGGAUACAGCACAGUAUGGAGCGAUUACGGGGCCUGUAAUGACAAAGUCCACAAAGCAGUAGUCAUUUGCAGAGCUGAAGAAACGGAAAGUUGUAAGAAACAGAUUGCAACUCUGGACCACAAGCUUCGUGAACACUGCACAAAGGCGAUCGAGAACACAUGCAAAAAUAACUUCCGUCAACCUCAGUCUGGGGAUGACUGCAAGGAAAGUUGCAAAAAGGAAAAGGCUUUUCUGGAAGAUCGACUCCAAGCACAGUGUGCAACUGCACAAUUAAACGCAGCAACAAAAUGCAAAAGUGACCAAGAUACGAUGGCUGAAGGGCACCGAAAAUCAAACAAGUUGCUCGAGCAGGAGAACGAGAGGUUAAGGAAGCAGAACGAUGAGCUUACGCAAAAGGCAAAGGACGACCAGAAGACCAAGGAGGCGCUCCAGCAAGAGAAUGAUCGACUGAAGAAUCAGGAGGACAAGAACGCCCAGAAGGCAAAGGACAAUCAGAAGGCCAAGGAGAAGCUUGAACAGGCCAACGAAGCGCUUGAGCAGGAGAACAAAGGUUUGAAAAAGCAGAACGAUGAACAUGCGCAAAAGGCAAAGGAUGAUCAGAAGGCAAAGGAAAAGUCCGAGCGAGACAACGAAGAGCUCGAACAAGAGAACAAGAAGUUGAAGAAGCAAAACGACGGACAUACGCAAAAGGCAAAGGACGAUCAGAAGAUCAAGGAUGACCUCGAGAAAGAAAAUGACAGAUUGAAGAAGCAAGAGGGGAAGGACCCCCAGAAAACAAAAGAUGACCAAAAAGCUAUGGAAGAUCUUAAGAAAGAAAACGACAGAUUAAAGAAGCAAGAGGGGAAGGACCCCCAGAAAACAAAGGAUGACCAGAAAGCUGUGGAAGAACUCAGGGAAGAGAAUGACAGAUUAAAGAAGGAAGAGGAGAAAAACGCCCAGAGGACUAAGGACGACCAGAAAGCUAUGGAAGAACUCAAGAAAGAAAACGACAGAUUAAAGAAGCAAGAGGGGAAGGACCCCCAGAAAACAAAGGACGACCAGAAAGCUGUGGAAGAACUCAGGGAAGAGAAUGACAGAUUAAAGAAGGAAGAGGAGAAAAACGCCCAGAGGACUAAGGACGACCAGAAAGCUAUGGAAGAACUCAAGAAAGAAAACGACAAAUUGAAGGCAGAAUCGAGACCAGAGCAACAACUCAACAAAACCGCUUCUCAGCCCAACUCCUCGAAAUCCGAGCUUGAAGCUUUCUCUGGUAAAGGCUGCCCAUCACUGCACGGUGAAAAAGCAACAGUAUUUGGUGUGACAUAUGAAGCUUUCUGCGGCGCUAGACCUCGUGGUCGAUACACCGAUGACUACAUCAACUCGAAGAAUCUUGGGGACUGCAUGGGAGCCUGUACAGUUGACCGAAGCUGCCAAGGAAUCCACUAUGAGACUUCCCUCGCCCGGUGUCGGAUGACAAUGGAUUGGGACAAUCCUCCACGCCUGUGGGCGGAUAGUUCGGAAUUUAGUCUCGUUCCUGUUGCUCCCCGAGAGGGAGGCAUCGGUGCCAUGACACCAGACGUCCCUAGUAUUUUGAUCAAGGAUAAACACGGGGAGUACGCCGGUUGUCCAGACACAGAUGGCAUGAUUGUUUCCGCUGGGUCACUUCAAUUCCGGGUCCACUGCAGGAUAUACCAGCCCAAGAAGCAUAUUGAAAAACUGGGUUCGUCGCUCAGACUUAGCGGGAUGCUGGCUAUCUGUGCUCUUAACCCAGGUUGUCAAGGUAUUGCAAAUUUUGCCAGCACCAGGUAUAUGAUUGCAGAGCAUGAAAGAUUGCCGGAAAGGACGAAGAAUUCGGAUCUUGUGAAGGAGUAUGAUUGGGUUGUCAUGUUGACAGAGCCGAGAGUGGCAACAUAA